This is a messenger RNA of Nematocida ausubeli, 786 nucleotides long. RefSeq lists its product as uncharacterized. The transcript has a single exon. The record is from RefSeq and is a predicted model, not a curated record. NCBI's taxonomy places the organism in Eukaryota, Fungi, Microsporidia. The coding region runs from base 1 to 786 and encodes 261 amino acids.
AUGGGUAUAUUAGAAAAGAAUAAAAAAAGGGACAUGAGUUGUGCACAGGUGUGGGACAGAAAGAGUAUGAUACGAAAGGCGAUUUGGACUGUGCUCCUAGUAGUAGCAGCAUCCUUUGGAAUAUAUGUUCUAAUAUACCUGUUGGUUAUAUGGCGUGAAUCGCAAAAAGACGCAUUGAAGAGCACCCAGCUAACUCUGCGCGGAGACAGAGAAGAGCGCAUUUGGGGACAUGAGAAUGCGAAUAACUAUUUAGAUGCAGACAGAACUAGUGAUAAUAAAGAGAGUGCAGAAACAGAGGAGAGCAGCACUUCUUCGCUAGAUGUGUCAGAAGAGAAAGAAAAAGGCUGUACAUGUGGAAGGGCAGCAGAUGCAGGCGCACAAGGUGUGCUAGAAGGUAGGCACUUAGGGCGUAGUAAUAGCACAGGCAAACUGGCUGAGUAUGCAAUGGAUAAAAAAAACAGCUCUAAUCUAAUAGUUGAAAAGAAGGAGGAAGGUAUGGCUAAAGAGGAUGUAGAGGCAGCCAUUGAAAAGUACACAGUGGAGAUGGAAAGGCUGCCAGAGAUGAAAAAUGCUGCAAAUCUGGCAAAAGAUGCCUUUGAAGAAAAAAGUAGGGAAGCUGAGGAUGUCAAUAGCCUGAAGAACAAGGAAAUAUCUGAUAUAAUCCAGGAAAUUAAUAAUCGAUAUGGUGACCCUUUCAAUAUAAAACCAGCAGAUAACACAGGCUUUGAUCCUGAAAUUUCAAAGAAGAUUCAUAAACACACUGCUGAAAUAGACGCAAUAGACUAA